CGGAAGUGGCCCCCGGCGGCGGCUGCAGCGCCGGGCCCGGGCUCGUGCUCGUUCCUGCUGGGGCCCCCGGGGCCUUGCCCGGGUCCGGGCGUCGCCAUGACCAGCGAGCUGGACAUCUUCGUGGGGAACACGACCCUCAUCGACGAGGAGGUGUAUCGCCUCUGGCUGGACGGCUACUCGGUGAGCGACGCGGUGGCGCUGCGGGUGCGCGCGGGCAUCCUGGAGCAGACGGGCGCCACGGCGGCGGUGCUGCAGAGCGACACCAUGGACCACUACCGCACCUUCCACAUGCUGGAGCGCCUGCUGCACGCGCCGCCCAAGCUGCUGCACCAGCUCGUCUUCCAGAUCCCGCCCUCGCGCCAGGCGCUGCUCAUCGAGAGGUACUACGCCUUCGACGAGGCCUUUGUGCGCGAGGUCCUGGGCAAGAAGCUGUCCAAGGGCACCAAGAAAGACCUGGACGACAUCAGCGCCAAGACCGGCAUCACGCUCAAGAGCUGCCGCAGACAGUUUGACAACUUCAAGCGCGUCUUCAAGGUGGUGGAGGAAAUGCGGGGCUCCCUGGCGGACAACAUCCAGCAGCACUUCCUGUUCUCUGACCGCCUGGCCAGGGACUAUGCCGCCAUCGUCUUCUUUGCCAACAACCGCUUCGAGACGGCGAAGAAAAAACUGCAGUAUCUUAGCUUUGGUGACUUUGCCUUCUGCGCUGAGCUCAUGAUCCAGAACUGGACGCUCGGAGCCGUCGGUGAGGCCCCCAGCAAGCCAGACUCCCAGGUGGACGACAUGGACAUGGACUUAGACAAGGAGUUCCUCCAGGACUUGAAAGAGCUCAAGGUGCUGGUGGCUGACAAGGACCUUCUGGACCUGCACAAGAGCCUGGUGUGCACUGCCCUGAGGGGGAAGCUCGGCGUCUUCUCAGAGAUGGAAGCCAACUUCAAGCCCCCUGCCCCACAGAACCUGUCCCGGGGGCUGGUGAAUGUGGCGGCCAAGCUGACCCACAACAAAGACGUCCGAGACCUGUUUGUGGACCUGGUGGAGAAGGUACACCUUGGCCCGCAGUUCGUGGAACCCUGCCGCUCUGACCACUGGCCACUGGGUGACGUGCGACUCUUCCUCAAUCAGUAUUCGGUGACGGUCCACUCCCUGGAUGGCUUCCGGCACCAGGCACUCUGGGACCGCUAUAUGGACACCCUGCGGGGCUGCCUGCUGCGUCUUUACCACGACUAACCCGGCCGCCCGCGCUCAAUAAAGCUGCCACGACUCUGGGGCACCUGUGCACAGCCAUGGUGUCGCCGUGUCACCUCAACUGGA
Molecule: messenger RNA, 1308 nt
Organism: Erinaceus europaeus (western European hedgehog)
Lineage: Eukaryota; Metazoa; Chordata; Mammalia; Eulipotyphla; Erinaceidae
Gene: FIBP
Product: FGF1 intracellular binding protein
Exons: 10
Coding region: 97-1224 (375 amino acids)
Biological process (GO): platelet aggregation
Cellular component (GO): nucleus
Molecular function (GO): fibroblast growth factor binding
Source: RefSeq, a predicted model, not a curated record